CCAAUCUAUUUUCUGCAACUCAAGUGACCCUUUAAAACCAAGUUAGAUUACAUCACUGACCUAUUUCAAAUCUUUGCUGUUGGCAUAAAGUCUGUUUGAUCUGACCCUUGUUUGCCUGUCCAGGUUUGUCUGACACCUCCUCUUUACUUGCUGCAUACAAUCUUAAAAUCCUUCAGCUGAGAUGUGCUUCUUCCAACAGCAGGGCUCACCUCAGUCUACAUCUUCAGAUCUCAGAGCAAAUAUUACUCCUGGAGCCUUCUCCGAUAUUUCAGGCUUGGUCAAAUCCCCGUUAUGUGCCUUUAUUGAACAAGGUAUUUUUCCUUGAACAUUUAUCAGACAUAUACAUUGUGUGAUCAUUUUUUCAGUGUUUGUGCAGGAACACUAUCUACUAGGUGCACUAUUGCAGCAUGCCACCUGGGAUGUUGUAGCCUUUUCCUCCCUUUGUUUCAUAUUAAUGCCUUAGCUUCAUUCAUGGCUCUUUUCUAUGUGUUAUCUUCAGGGUUAUGUUGGAGGAAGAAGUAAGAGCCUAUGGUAAUUAGCCAUCUUGUCAGGAACAAAGAAUUUCCUAUUUCCAUUCCCUGUAAUUUUCAUAAAUAAAAUUUUAGGGCAGCCAUCUCCUACUCAGCAUCAUGGCCACCCUCAGACCCCUGGUGAAGCCCAAGAUUGUCAAAAAGAGGACCAAGAAUUUCAUCCGGCACCCGUCAGACCGAUAUGUCAAGAUUAAGUGGAACUGGCGGAAACCCAGAGACAUUGACAACAGGGUACGCAGGAGAUUCAACAGCCAGAUCUUGAUGCCCAGCAUUGGUUACGGGAGUAACAAGAAAACAAAGCACAUGCUGCCCAGCGGCUUCCGGAAGUUCCUGGUCCACAGUGUCAAGGAGCUUGAAGUGCUGCUGAUGUGCAACAAAUCUUACUGUGCUGAGAUUGCUCACAAUGUCUCCUGCAAGAACCGCAAAGCCACUGUGGAAAGAGCAGCCCAGCUGGCCAUCAGAAUCACCAAUCCCAACGCCAGGCUACGCAGCGAAGAAAAUGAAUAGAGAGCUAGUGUGCACAUUUUAUGUUAAUAAAACCAU
Molecule: messenger RNA, 1073 nt
Organism: Hippopotamus amphibius kiboko
Lineage: Eukaryota; Metazoa; Chordata; Mammalia; Artiodactyla; Hippopotamidae
Product: 60S ribosomal protein L32-like
Exons: 1
Coding region: 630-1037 (135 amino acids)
Biological process (GO): translation
Cellular component (GO): ribosome; cytosolic large ribosomal subunit
Molecular function (GO): structural constituent of ribosome
Source: RefSeq, a predicted model, not a curated record